Messenger RNA from Fusarium proliferatum ET1, 2301 nucleotides. RefSeq lists its product as uncharacterized. The coding region runs from base 1 to 2301 and encodes 766 amino acids. Lineage: Eukaryota; Fungi; Ascomycota; Sordariomycetes; Hypocreales; Nectriaceae. The transcript has a single exon. The record is from RefSeq and is a predicted model, not a curated record.
AUGGCAAAUACUCUCACCCUUUCGACUGCGGCUGGCGCGGGCGGCUCCUUCGAGCAACAAGGGUCUAUUGACUGGGUCCAGAUCGCCAGGAUGUCUGUUUCUGUGCCCAUCUCUGUCCUCGCACGCUUUACAGCGGCCGACGUUUCUCCUCUCACGAUCGUCGUGGGCCAGGAAAUGUCAUCUCUCUUUCGAUUGUCCACCACUGGACAUGAACGUCUCAUUACAGCACUUGGGAACCUGAAGAGCUUCUCUGCCAUUGGAGAUGCGAUUUGGUUUGGCUUUGGGAUCAAGCACAUAGUGAGAUUGCUUGGAGAGACUGAUAAAGGGCUAAAGUGCUUGAUGCUCUGUGCAUGUCUUUCUGAAAUUCAUUUACCAAACACCAGCGCCGAGAUUUUGAUCAGGCUGGCCGAUGCUUGUGACGCCCCUGAUGAUAUACGACCCUCUGCUAGUCAAUGGUUGAAUCUAGUGGGAUCUUGCUCCGGAACUCUCAAGUCGACGACCUUUGCAUGCAUUGCGGAGCAGUUCAUGUCGUUCCAUACUCCUUACGUGAACGAGGAAUACAAGGAUGAACCUGGACAUGUUGCGGAAGCCUUACUUGCUGUUGCACGUGUAUCUUCGGGUGUGCUGAGCUCAGCAACAUUGACUGGUGGUCGAUCCUGUGGAUGGAUCGCAGCUAUCGGGUUCUACUUCCUUGGCCUGGAGGUCGAAAUUCAAAGUGCUGAUAAUGCUACGAUUUACAAGUCUACAACCAGCGAUGAUUAUAUCCGUCUGGUGGUCAUAUACGGGAAACCACAGUGCUCGCAACAGGUCCAGGUCACUAGCACUGCGUACUUCAUCAACUCUGUUGAUAACAUCAUGUCCAGCUAUGAGCAGCGAUUUGAUUCCAUCAUCUCUGGAACCCUGCCAUGGAACAGCUGUCUUUGCAGAACGUUUGGGGACUCAUUUAAGAAGCUUCUGGACGCCAAUAAAGAAUUCGGAUAUCUUAUAGGCGCAGCCACACGCGUCUUUCAAGGCUUGACCAACUCUGACACAAGUGGAAUGUUCGAUUCUGACGACUGCAUCAGUUGGUUUGGCUUUCAACCAGGUCAAUACGGACAUGGAUUUUGGCAUUCCGCUACGUCUUGGUUUCCUGAACUUUUACCCCUGUGUCCCAAGGUUGAUCUCGACGUGGAUAUGUCUGUUGACGAAGCUGUUAAGGCAUAUAAUCGAGCCGCGAAGGACUUGGCACACAUCUGCGGGUGUACUUAUUGCUCCGGAAUUGUUUGUAGAUCCACCACACGUGGUUACUGCCUUCCGGUACUUGCCGAGACCAUUAUCUUCCUGGUCUGGAAUAUUUCUGCGCUUCAAAUCCAUACCGAUCUCAAACCGUAUCACUCUGGCUUGAGAUUCAUUUACAAACUCCACUCCGGUGGGGCUUCAAUUGACCCUAGUUUUGGAAAAUGGGACAGAGGGGGUUUUCACGAUGCUUACUUCGGAGAUCUUGUUCAUCUCGUACGACGUCUCGACCUUGCUUCGGUAUACCAUACGGCGCAGUUUCUAUUUACGAAUAACUUAUAUGCUCUGCAGAGAUGCAGGGCAUUCACUUCUGCUUCUGUUGGCGGUCUCUGCUUCUAUUUUGACAUAUUGCGUAAUGUGUCAGAUCGGCCGGAAGAGGCAGUGACACUGCAUGUUGUGCCGGGAGUAAUCCAGACGAAAGCCGGACGACAAUACUCUUUCAUCGCGGAUAAAACUGGCACGAGGUCUGAUGGCCUUCUAGGUUUUGACUGGAGAGACAAUUCUUCAUUCGAGAUUACCAGUUCGUACAGGACGGAUUAUCAAGCUAGCGUCGUUGACACCUUGGGUGGCAAUAUAUCGAUCCCCAUACUUGCUACGGACACAGGAAGCUCUGAUUUGAAUGUCAAACUGUUUCUUGAAGAAUCUACCAGCGGCUUGCUUGUUGAUCUUCACUUCAUCAGUGCCAGGGGAACCUGUCGUGUUGGGGCAUAUACCAUGCUUAAAGAGAUCAUCGAGAACUCAGGAUUAGUCGGGUGCACUCACCGCGAUUGUACCAGGAUGGAUCAGAUUCAGUGUGAUAUAUCAGUCAUAAACGGGGAAGGCUCUGUGCCGGAGACUCUCCAGCCGAGAAUCUACCUACGAAGACUUGCGGGUAAUCCUCUAGCGAGAUGCGUUGGGCUUUUGGUUAAUAGAGAAUGGAAUGAAGCGCCCAUAUUGCGCCAGCGGGAGUGUAUACCAUGUUGUGUCAGGACUGCUGCCAACAUGCGGUAUAAUCAUGGCGUGUCUCCAUCCUAUGUUAUUCUUUGA